GAAACCAAAUAAGUUCUGCCUUUAGCAUUCCUGUAGCCUAGAGACGGCAAUAAACACAAGGCAGCAAGGAAGGGUAUGAAUGUGAUGCCAUGAGGAGGGUUAUAUGACUAUGGGACAAACAAAUGUAUGCAACGGAGCAAGUGGAGCACAGAGACAGGGAAGCUUUAAGUUUGGAUGGAUUAUUUUAUAGUCAGCCUCAAUCUGCAGCGUGUGGGUCGCAUUGCCCAGACCGUGUCCUUUAUCUUCCAUUCAAUCUCUGGCCAGGAGUCAGGUUCUAAGCGGAGCUUGUGCAAGAGAUUAUCAUGUUUGGUCACUUUGUUUACCUGUGAGCCAUGUUUCUAGGGUAUGAGGUUGUGCUGUGGCCAGAGGGUAAAUCAGAGCUGGGGACAAGCUGCACUCAUUGGAUGAAGAUAUAACUAAAGCACUGAGCAAAAUGUCAAGAGAGAAUUCUGUACAGUUGCUUCCAUAUGGCGAUAGAGGACAAUCUUUCCUACCAGCCAUACACAUGAAUCGGGUGGAUGCACUAGAAGGCAGGUUAUCUAGCCAGGAGAAGACCACCAGCAUCUUGCUAGAUCAGGCCUUCAAGAUAAAAGACAAUGUUUCAUCUUCCAGGAUCCAUGGAAGCCAUUGGGAUACAGUAGCCCAAAAGCUGCUAGAAAAUCACAUGCAGACAAUUACCCAGAUAGUCAAACAGCUCAGUAAAUAUAUUGAGACCUUGGAGAAUCAGAUCCGAGACAGAGAUCAAGUGAGCACAGGAACAAGUUUUGCUGUUCAGGAUUUGGACAAGAGACACCUCUACGGCAUUGGUGAUCUACGAGGUCGAGUGGCCAGAUGUGAUGCCAGCAUUGCAAAACUCUCUGGGGAAUUGACCACUACCAAGCAUGAACUUCAGGUACAAGAGAAAGAGAUUCGCAGCAUAAACGUUUCCCUGGAAACACAUAAGAAGGAGGCAGAUUUUAAGAUAAUGCAACUAUUAGGAAAGAUGGAGGCUUCCAUUUCUGAGCAAAGCAACCGAGUAAAAUCCACACACGGGGUGCAACAUCAUGAGAUCCAGCUUCUAGAUUUCAAGCUUGGCGGGUUGCUAAAUGAUAUACAAGGACAAAUCCAAAAUCAUCGCAGAUGGACAGAAUCCCAGAUACAAAAAACAUCCCAAGAACAGGCUUACAACUUGGAGCAGCUCCUCAGUGCCAUUCAGCAGAAAAUGGAUGUAUCAGAGAAGAAGCUACAGGACAAUCUCCAUCACCUUACAAUAAAAGUGGACAAUACAACUGAGAUACAAAGGAUUGAGACUAAGCUGAGCAAACUGAAACAUGCCGAGGACAAAAUCAACACAAGAAUUGAUAAAAUUGAAGUGGAAAUCUGGGAUGAGUUGGAAAAUAUAAAGAGUGAAUACAGAGCAGGAUUUCAGUCGAUUCAAGAAUCUCUAAAUUCUCUUCAACAAAUACAAGAGACAAAGGUGACCCUGGAAACCAAGAAAGUCCAUAGAGACAUCAAGCAAUUACGACGCAAGAUUGUAGACUUAAAGGAUAUCUAAGAUGCCUCAAGGGAUACCAGCGGGCAACAAAGGCUACAGUGUCACUGCAGCUACUCUGAUACACCACUUUCACCAGCAACUGACCGGUUUUCCUGGAGAAGUCAUAAAAGGAAGAUAAUAUGUUAAGAAGGCGAUGGCAUGCAAUAAUAAUAAUAUCACUGAGUACCAAUGAUGGGCGAAUUUAUCCCGUUUUGGGACACAGCAAUAUCUGCAAUAAUGACUUAUAAUAUGUUUAUUAUGUGGUUUCUUAAUUAUCUGCUUUUUGCUGGGCAGCUACCAAGGUUGGAAUGUCAAUUUUUACCUGUAUAUGAAGGCUUAUUUGCCCUAGGAAGUUCAGAAUUCAAUAUGAACAGCAGAGGGGCCUGAAGCAUUAAAAAAAAAAAAUUAAAAUAAAAUUAAU
Xenopus laevis (African clawed frog) is the source of this 1934-nucleotide messenger RNA. RefSeq names its product family with sequence similarity 81 member B S homeolog (gene fam81b.S). The transcript has 10 exons. The record is from RefSeq and is a predicted model, not a curated record. NCBI's taxonomy places the organism in Eukaryota, Metazoa, Chordata, Amphibia, Anura, Pipidae. Bases 434 to 1534 code for a protein of 366 amino acids.